AUGCAUAUUAAUGCCUCAGAUGCUUUGUGGAGCAGUCUUGCAACACACUAUAUUCCUGAAAAACAUUGGGAAGAGUUGCAAAGCAGACUGAAACAAGGAGAAGAUUUAGAACAAGUCCUCAAAGACCUUUCAUCCACAUCAAAAACGAUUGGUCCUGUGGAAGAAAAUUUUGAAAAGAUCCGAUCCCUUUUCUCAGCUCCUUCGCUCAGCGCCUUAAUGACGCGCUUAGAGCAAGAUUCUUCGGAUUUUGCAAAGGAAACUUUAAAACUGAAGCGCGCACAAAACAUUUCUUCUUUUAAAGAAAUCAUGGCGUUAGAGUUUCGUCUUUGCCAACGCUUCGCAGCAGACUAUGACUUCGCCGAAGGCGUUCGGGCUUUGCUCGUGGAUAAAGAUAAAAAUCCACAAUGGUCUCCAGCCUCUCUAAAGGAUUUAUCUGAAGAAGUCGUGGAGAGCUACUUCGCGCCGUUGAAUAGUCAAGCAGAGCUAUGGGAUCGAUAG
Messenger RNA from Stylophora pistillata, 498 nucleotides. Its product is annotated as 3-hydroxyisobutyryl-CoA hydrolase, mitochondrial-like. Lineage: Eukaryota; Metazoa; Cnidaria; Anthozoa; Scleractinia; Pocilloporidae. The record is from RefSeq and is a predicted model, not a curated record.